AGAUAAAACCUGAAAAUUUACAAUUUAUCCAAGCUGAUAUAUUAAAUGGAUUACCAUAUCCUGAUGACGAAUUCGAUUUUGUACAUCAAGAAACAAUGAUUCUUGCAUAUACACCUGAUCAAUGGAAUUUUGUGAUUUCUGAACUUGUCAGGUAAAUAAUCGUUAAAUGUUUUUCUCAAAUAAUAAAUUAAUAAAUGAAAGAAUUCUUUUUUCUAUGCAAUAGGGUAACGAAACCUGGUGGAUGGAUUGAAUUAGUUGAGCCAUACUCAUUUGCCAUAGGGGCAGGUCCCUUAUUUGUUGAAUUUUAUACAUCAGGUUAUACUCUAUAUUCUGUGUAUAUAUAUAUAUUUAUAUAUUUAAAGGAAGCCAAUCUCUCUAACGUUCACGCCUUAUAUUUUUUUAGCGUGUGAAACAUUCUUAUCAAAAGGUAUAGAUGUAAAAAUUAUUCAACAACUUGAAUCAAUGUUAGAAUCAAAUUUAAAUCUUUCUAAUGUAAGAAAAGACGAAAAAACAUUUAUAUUAGGUUCAAAUGGUGAUAAAAUUGGUGAAGCAUAUUUAGAUUAUAUAUUUAAAGAUAGUGCUAAUUCUGAAAUUAUUAUUAGAAGUAUUAGUCAUUAUAUGGGAAUUAGUAAUGAAAAAUAUUUAAAAGUGAUCGACAAUCUUAUUGAAGAAUUAGACAAUUCUCAUAUGGAGUUUAUGAUUUAUCGUAUUUAUGCUCAGAAAAAUGAUGAGAAUAAUGUCGAGGUGGAAAAUGAGGAUGAGAACGAGGGGGAGAAUGAGGAGAGGGUUAAUGAGGAGGAGAAUGAAAGUUAUAAUGAAGAGGAGAACGGAAAGGUGAAUGAAAUAGACAUUGAGAAGAAGAAUGAAAAAGACAAUGAAAGGGAAAAUGAGGAGUGGUACAGUGCGGAAGAAAAUGAAGGUUAUGAUGAAGAGGAGAAUGAGAAGGACAUUGAGAAGAAGAGUGAUGAGGAAAAUGAAAGGGAGGAUGAUGAGGAGGAGGACAAUGAGGAGGAGAAUGAAGGUUAUAAUAAGGAGAAUGGAAUGGAUAAUGAGAAGAGGAAUGAUGAGAACAAUGAAAGGGAGAAUGAGGAGAGGAACGAUGAGGAGGAGAAUGAAAAUUGUAAUGAGGAGGAGAACGGGAAGGAGAAUGAAAAGGACAUUGAGAAGAAUGAAAAAAACAAUGAAAGGGAGAAUGAGGAGGAUAGUGAGUAUGUGAGUGAAAAAACUUUAUAAUAUUUACUUACUUUGCGUUCUUUUUUUUGUUAUUACCUGUACUUUCUUAAUUUAUAGUAAACGUAAUAAAAUUAUUAAUUUAAUAAUUUCUAUUUCUCUUUUUAUUAAUGUCUAAAUUG
Molecule: messenger RNA, 1352 nt
Organism: Rhizophagus irregularis DAOM 181602=DAOM 197198
Lineage: Eukaryota; Fungi; Glomeromycota; Glomeromycetes; Glomerales; Glomeraceae
Source: RefSeq, a predicted model, not a curated record